Lytechinus pictus (painted urchin) is the source of this 9707-nucleotide messenger RNA. RefSeq names its product sushi, von Willebrand factor type A, EGF and pentraxin domain-containing protein 1-like. The transcript is spliced from 30 exons. The record is from RefSeq and is a predicted model, not a curated record. Gene Ontology annotation, molecular function: protein binding. NCBI's taxonomy places the organism in Eukaryota, Metazoa, Echinodermata, Echinoidea, Temnopleuroida, Toxopneustidae. Gene Ontology annotation, biological process: negative regulation of complement activation, classical pathway. The coding region runs from base 128 to 5509 and encodes 1793 amino acids.
GCAGUCUAUCAUGAUUGUGGUCACGCAACUAUUGUAGGCCUAUACGUACCGCAGAAAUGCUCUUCCUUUUAUCCUUUUAGAGGAAUAAUAAAUAUGGAAGUUAGUGUUGGUUAGAGAGCAACGAAUAAUGGAGGGAAAGAGUUUUCAAUAUCUGGCCCUGUUUGCAGGGCUUUUUCUCUGCCUUUUACACUGUAAAGGUGUGUUAUCGAUCUGCGACGACAUCGAAAUGAUUGACUUUGCGGAAAUCACAUAUCCAAGUUCGGCACCCCAUCCUGAGGGGAGUGUGGCGAACAUUUCUUGCAGUUUCUUUUAUCAGAUUGUGCCUAAUAAUUUUAAGAAUACAACAUGCAUCAAUGGGUCGUGGUCCGGAAGAUUACCCCGAUGUAGACAUCGUCCGGAAUAUUGUAAUCGUCACGAGGGACUUAUUCGAAUCCAGGAGAAGGAAUGUCAAACCCCGAGAUGUAACAACAAUCGCAAGAGGAGAGCUUGCCCGGUUAACAAACGAUGUGUAUGUGACGGAGUGUGCGGAUGGACAUGCCUCCCAAUUUCUAUCUGUGGAGACCCACCCAUCGUGGAUAACGCCUCAUUACAGCCGAGCAACAAGCAUUUCUUCCUACCCGGUGAUACCCGUUCAUAUGUUUGCAAUUCUGGUUUCUCUAUCCGCGGCUCUCGAGAAAUCACCUGUGAUGCAGACUAUGAGUGGUCGGAACAAGCAUUCUCCUGCACACCUCGUUCGUGUGGCUACCCGGGAAGACUACCCAAUGCCGAUCUCACCACUCGGGUAUACCAGUACAGGAGUCGGGCAGUAUAUGUGUGUCGGGAAGGAUACGAGAACCCACCUUACACCCUUAACUAUAGAACCUGCCUUGAAAACGGCGAAUGGUCUCGUAUAUUACCAACUUGUGAACCUGUUCGGUGCCCAGAAAUACUUGGGAUAGCCAAUGGUAGAGUGGAUAGCUGGGGCGAUACGUUUGAAAGCCAGGUCAGGUUUGAGUGUAACGAGGGAUACCGCCUUGACGGAAGUCAGAGAAGGGUUUGUCAAGGAGACAAAACAUGGAGUGGAACAGAAACUGUGUGUACAGAAGUUAUAUGUGAAGACCAAGGAACUCUCAUUAAUGGCUACAAGACGAAUGAGAAAUCUGUGUACCGUCUGAAUGAUGUGAUUUACUAUCACUGCAAUGACGGGUUUACACGGGAUGGGGAACCACUCAGCUAUUGCACUGAGUCAGGAAACUGGCAAUACCCAAUGCCUGUGUGUGGAGAAUCAUGCACAGUUCCUCCUCACCCACGAGAUGGACAGUGGACGAACUUACAACCAGAAAGUAUUGUAACCCACAACACCAGACUUGAGUUACGCUGCCGCAACUGGAGAUUCACAGAGAGACUAAACAAUGUUAGGUGUAAUGAUGGAGAAUGGUCUGAUAGUGAUGCAGUACGUCUUUGUAAAGGAAGACCAUGUGGCAUGAGGGGGUCUAACGAUAUAGCUUUGAAUAUAGCAUAUGAUCCACCCAUCUCCGAUGAGGACCGCUCUUCCCAUCUGAUUCCACAUGAUACAAGAGUACAUUACGAAUGUGAACGGGGCUAUCGUCUGAAUGGGAAUCAAGAGAUGAGAUGCUCGCAGGGGAGUUAUGGGUAUGGUUCAAAUGUGCCCACAUGUGAACCUGUUCCAUGCCAAGAGGAAGGUGUACCCCAUGGAAAGUUUGUUUACACAUCCCCUAGCCAACCAUUAAAGCGAUCAAAUCCUCAUCAUGGAGACACUCGGCGCCUUGAUUGCAGGAAUGGUUACAGACCAUGGGGCUUUACUCAGAGUCGAUGUGACAAUGGUCAAUGGGACAAUAACGGAAGUCAAGAUUUCAGAUGUGAGCCAAAGCCAUGUGAACCUCUCGAAAAUGUGAUGAACAAGAAAAGUAUAAGCUAUAGCACAAGCCAGGAAAAUGGGAAAUACUCGCAUGGGACUGUGCUAACGGUCCAUUGUAACACAGACUACAUACCCGCUUACGGUAACGGAACUGUGACCUGCAAUGCAUCCAGAUGGUGGCCAGUUAUUCCUACCUGUCUACAUUCAAGGAACAAGAUAAAAGAAUCAGAUUCCUCUCAAACUCCAAGCUGGCGUGGUAAUUUCAUAGACAGUGCAUGGCUGGCAAGGGAUGGCCAUAAGGACAGUGGGGAAGAAUAUUGCUCAAGGACCAGGGUGACCAAAAACCCGUGGUGGAAAACUGUAAUGGAUGUCGUCUACAACCUGACCUUGGUGAAAAUAUACAACCGCCUCGAUAGAAACUAUCAUAGAUAUGAUUUAGUGGGUGCAGAGGUGAGAAUAGGCGUACAUGAAGAUUACUCAAGAAACCAGCUGUGUGGAGCCCCAAUAACACAUCAACAAGUUGCGGACAGUAACGAAGAAAACCAUGGGAUUGCAAUAAGGUGCGUGAGAAACGGCUCUGCUGGUAUCUACGGGAGUGUUGUCAGUGUGCAUAUUCCAACUGGGCCUGACGAGGAACGGGAGCUCAGCCUAUGUGAAGUUGAGGUAUAUGAAGAAGGAAGCUCUAUAUCAGUAAACGGUCCCAGGAAUGGAUCACGGGUGGGAUGCAUUGUUCCCGAUGUGGAGAAUGCUGAUAUAACUAACAUCGGGAUUGCAAAGCAGCAGUUUGUUUUGGCUGGUACCUCCAUUCGAAUCUCAUGUAAUGCUGGUCACACCCUCAGAGGUUCAGACGACUCCAGGCAUGUUGGUCUUCACUGUCUUGACAGUUCAUCCUGGGAUGAAAGUGAACCUGUGUGUGAGCCACUAAGAAUGGAAAGGCUUUGUUCCAAACCUGGUUACAUAUUUCAAGUUCGUCAGUACGUGAACGGAGAGGAGACAAAGGAACUUGUCACCUACCCUAACGAUGAGAUACCCGAAGGAACGUUUUUAGUGUCUCGUUGCUCCCAACCGGGACAGUAUGUAUUGCGUGGUAGUGCUAAUAGAACAUGUUUGGAUGGACAGUGGACAGGACAGGAGCCAAGUUGUGUUCUUGCAGAUACCAGUAUCAUCUUUCAAAACAACCAGCCUCUUGAAGUCAGGAAUGAUGGAACAAUCAUCAUCUUUCCUCGCAGUCAGCUAUACAUCUAUUGCCGUCUGCCUUUUGACAGCAAUAAAGCAGCAUAUCUUGUAUCGGAUAGGGGACAGUCUGGAGCAUAUUGGAAUCCUUAUCCUUUGACUACAAUGAUAAUGAAUCUAAACCCACCACGUCCCUCACAAUCUGGGCGGUUUACUUGCCGAUCUGCUGAUAGUUCUCUCUCUCACAGCGUCAAUAUUCAGUUCACUGAGAUAUAUUGUGCCCAGCCUCAAACUCCAGCCAAUGGUGGAUACCGCAAUUACGACUUUCACCAACCAAUUGAAGGUCACUACAUGGGAAAAUCUAUCACGUAUACCUGUGACAAUGGCUACGUUCUUCAUGGGCAAAGGAGAAUUACCUGCAUACUUGGAGAGUGGUCACAUCCUGCUCCAACAUGCCAAAGAGCAACUUGUGAAGAAUUACAUGCACCAGACAAUGGCAUGAUAGUAGGGGGCAACAGAAUAGGUGAUUCUGUUUUGAUAGGAUGCAACAGAGGAUAUAGGUUACAUGGAGAAAAUUUCUUGGACUGUCUAGAAACUGGAGAAUGGUCCCAUCCUAUGUCUGUCUGUGUUGUAAGAAUGGAAAGGCUUUGUUCCAAACCUGGUUACAUUUUUCAAGUUCGUCAGUAUGUGAACGGAGAGGAGACAAAGGAACUUGUCACCUACCCUAACGAUGAGAUACCCGAAGGAACGUUUUUAGUGUCUCGUUGCUCCCAACCGGGACAGUAUGUAUUGCGUGGUAGUGCUAAUAGAACAUGUUUGGAUGGACAGUGGACAGGACAGGAGCCAAGUUGUGUUCUUGCAGAUACCAGUAUCAUCUUUCAAAACAACCAGCCUCUUGAAGUCAGGAAUGAUGGAACAAUCAUCAUCUUUCCUCGCAGUCAGCUAUACAUCUAUUGCCGUCUGCCUUUUGACAGCAAUAAAGUAGCAUAUCUUGAAUCGGAUAGGGGACAGUCUGGAGCAUAUUGGAAUCAUUAUCCUUUGACUACAAUGAUAAUGACUCUAAACCCACCACGUCCCUCACAAUCUGGGCGGUUUACUUGCCGAUCUGCUGAUAGUACUCUCUCUCACAGCGUCAAUAUUCUGUUCACUGAGAUAUAUUGUGCCCAGCCUCAAACUCCAGCCAAUGGUGGAUACCGCAAUUACGACUUUCACCAACCAAUUGAAGGUCACUACAUGGGAAAAUCUAUCACGUAUACCUGUGACAAUGGCUACGUUCUUCAUGGGCAAAGGAGAAUUACCUGCAUACUUGGAGAGUGGUCACAUCCUGCUCCAACAUGCCAAAGAGCAACUUGUGAAGAAUUACAUGCACCAGACAAUGGCAUGAUAGUAGGGGGCAACAGAAUAGGUGAUUCUGUUUUGAUAGGAUGCAACAGAGGAUAUAGGUUACAUGGAGAAAAUUUCUUGGACUGUCUAGAAACUGGAGAAUGGUCCCAUCCUAUGUCUGUCUGUGUUGAAACCCCUCAGCCAGUGCGUCCUUGUGAUUUGGUCAACUGUGAGGUGUGGCAAAUGUGUGAGACAGACAUUAACGGUGUUGGCGAGUGUCUAUGCAUCAGCCCUCGUGAAUGCCCUGAAACUGAGGAACCUUCUGUGGUUUGUGGGACGGAUGGACAGAACUACACAAACCUUUGCCAACUCAAAGCCUAUGCAUGUCAACGCGGGUCUGGCGUAGAGGUAGCGUCCAAUAGUACAUCCUGCAUUAUUGGUGUACCUGAGCGUGUGCCACUAACAUCUGCUCCGGAUGUGUACGAGUCACCAAGCAUGUCCUCGUCCUUCGACAUCCAUGUGGAUUCUGGCCCGUCUUUUCCCGAAGAAACUCAACCCGCUGUUGAAGAACCCGAGGCAAACGCAGCCCAUUUAUUCUGUCAUGCCAGCGAUUGCCCAGCCAUUCCAGGAACUGAAUAUUGCCGGAAUGCAACCGCAAUUGUCAUUGCUUAUCCUUAUAAUUGGGAUGACCAGAAUGGAAUAAUGACGAUUGAAAUCUAUGAAGUGAUAAGAGGAGAUCUUCCAUCUUGGACAAAAGAAUCUCACCAAGAAGUUCAUCUGGACGUUGAGGACUUAUCGAUAGGGGAUUGUGUUUGCCCAUCCUUUGAAUCACAAGACCCUGUUAUCAUACGCUUCACUCAAAACCUGACUCAGGAUGGAAUCCCAUGGCUGCUAAACACGGACAUUGUUCUCCUUUAUUCUCAACAAUUAUCUGACGACAUAGAAGAAUGCUUGCAAGAGCUUGAACGCGAACCAACCCCUGAAGUACAAGGUGACCAAAGUAAUAGCUUCUCGAGUUACAAUGAGCAGGGUUCACCCGCAGCAGAUGGUGACCCACCAUCAGUGGACGGUGGUCAAACGGCUAGCGUCAGCAGAGUAAGCGUUGCUUCCCCAACUGCUUCUGCUUCAGCUUCAGAAUCCUCCUGGGACAUCUAAUGAGGUUCUGUAAAUGAAGAUGGCUCUCCUUCAUCCUUAUUUUCUCAAUCCCAAGAUUCUAGACCGAUCUGCUCGCUUCAGGAUUUAAUCUUGAGAUUUAAGAAACCCGUAUUCUGAUGUCCGGUUUAACUAGACCAUGGUAGAAAUCUGUUUUUUAAAUUAUGGAAAACCAAAAAUUGCACAAUUGCAUUGAUAUUUAAAAAAAAAAUCUUUGUGGCUCUUUCAUCAUGUUUUAAUGAUGAAGAGAAUUAUUACAGUCGUUAUUCCCAGUCAAUCAUGUGAGCUGACAAAUAGAGCUUGUACUGUUGUCACAGAUACCUGUCCGAAUUUGCUAUCCUUACUUUAACUACCACUCCAGACCAGAGUUUAUAUUAAAAUUGAGUUCAGAAUACAGGCCCAAGAAUAAUAAAUCCAACCCAAGCCAAUACCAAUUUUCUGAAUAAUUCACCAAAUAGCAUGCUUUUUCACCAAAAAAACCCCCCAUUGUUGACUCAAGAUGAAUCCAUGAAAUAUCGUCAUUAUUGCAUUUUUAUUAUCAAUUGUCUUUAUAUUGUUAUGAAGGGGAUAAUAUGCCUCACCAGAAAUAGUGGGAUUAUUUUAAAACUCAAGACUCAUGAAAAUUGGGCUUUAAGCUAGCAGGGGAUCAAAGUGUUGCAUCAUUUUUAGAGGGUGUUUGGGAUUGUUUUAAAUAUUUUAAGCCAAUGUUUCCACACAAAAAGAGAUGGAAUACCCUCAAGGGAAACCCACAUUUCACUACAUGUGGCCGUGAAAGGCAAAGUCCACUUAACAAGUUAAUUUCAAUCAUGAUGAAUAGCAUUAUUAAAGACCCAGACAGGACCCAAAUUAAGUGAAAUUGACAAAUCGUACUCCAGUCAAAAGCUUAUAAACUACUUAACACAGAAAUGCAAGCUUUAUGCAUAUUUCACCGCUUACCAGCUGAGUAUCUUGCUUAAAGGAGAAUGAAACUCUUGGAGCAAGUUAGCUUUUGUGAAAGCAGAAAAAUCAAAGAAUAAGAUCAACAAAAGUUUGAGUAAAAUAGGACUAGUAAUAGAAGAGUUAUGAGCAUUUGAAUGUCGAGAUCAUUAAUGCUAUGGAGAUCCUCCCAUUGGCAAUGCGACCAAGAUCUAUGAUGUCACAGAUGAACAACUCUCCCCUUUUGGACACUGAAAAUAUAUCCCAAAACAUCUCUUUUUGCUCAUUCUAAUCAUAUGACAAACGAUUCAUCAAUGAUAUAAUGUUGUGAAACCUCUGUACUUGUCCUCUCAUAAAGAGAACACCUCACCUUGCGAUAGACUCUAUAAAAGUGAGAAUAUAAGUGAAAUAAGUACUAAAGUAAUGAGGGAGUUGUACGUGUGUGACAUCACAGAUCUUGGUCGCAUUGCCAACGGGAGGAACUACAUGGCAUUAGUGAUCUCAAUAUUCAAAUGCUCAUAACUUUCUUAUUAUUCAUUCAAUAUUCCUCAAACUUUCAACAAUGUUUCUUUGAUUUUUCUCUUUGAUAUGGAUUCAGCUAGUUUCAAGGGUUUCAUUCUCCUUUAAGAAUAGCUCCAAUUAUCGGACUUCGAAAAUAGGCUUUCUUAUACAUGCUUUCACCAGCCUCGAGACAAUGACGUCAUGGUGUGUUAGAAGCAUUAUGAUUCCAUAGGUUUGUACACAAGAAAACUAGGUGAUUUUUCCGCUUUUCAGAUUACGUAUUUUAAUUUCUUCAGUUCUAUCACAAAGAGGUCAUAAAUUUCUUUCCUGCAAGCUUGCAUUGAUGAAAUCUAAAGCUUUUUGAAUACUUUUUACCAUAUUUUAUUUUCUGCUAAUUUGGCGCAGCCUUCCAAACAUUAUUUUCUGACAACAAUUUAGGCUCAAUAAGAGCCAAAGAAAGAAAUUAAAAAAAAUAUGAAGAGUUGUAGUUUUCCAUCCAUUUGAUUAAGCACUUAAUAGUAAUCAGUGCCAUGUUUUUGCAAAUUGAAAAAUUGAUUUCAGAAUCUGAAAAGCAGAAAUAUUGAAGUUCAAGUGCACCUCAGAAAAAUGUUGAUUUAGAUCCAUAGAGAAAAAUCAGACCAGCAUAAUGCUGAAAAUUUCAUCAAAAUCGGAUGUAAAAUAAGAAAGUUAUGACAUUUUAAAGUUUUGCUUAUUUUUCACUAAAUAGUUAUAUGCACAAUUAGGUCACAUGCAAAUGAGAGAAUCGAUGUAUUCCCUCACUUUCUUUUGUUUUUUAUUGUUUGACUUAUACAAUAUUUCCAUUUUUACAGAUUUGACAAUAAAGACCAACUUGUCUGAACCAUAAAAUGUUAAGAAUGGUGAUUCCACAAGUUCAGAGAGAAAUAAAACUUGGUUUCACGGGACAAUGAGAAAUUGGAAUAUUUCAUAUAAUGAAAUACUAAAGAAAUAGUGAGUGAUGUCAUCAGUUCCCUCAUAUUGCAUACCGACCAGGAUGUACAUAUAACUGUUUUGUGAAAUUAAGUGAAACUUAAAAAUGCCAUAACUUUCUUAUUUAACAUCCGAUUUUGAUGAAAUUUUCAGUGUUAUGUUUGUUGGAUUUUUCCCUUUUUAUUCAAAUCAUCUUUUUGUUGGGGUGGACUUGUCCUUUAACAUGUAUUUCUGUGUACAAACCAUUGGAAUCAACACGCUUCUAACACAACAUGACGACAGUCUUGAGGCAGGUGAAAGCACGUACAAGAAAGCCUAUUUUCGAAGCCUGAUAGUUGGAUGCUGUGUUAUAGCUUUCGAUUGGUAUAUGAUUUGUCAAUUUCUCUUUUGGGUCUGGGUCUUUAAAAAUGAAAGAAGCAUAUGAUUUUGAAUUUUGUCAAAAUGGAAGGUGAAAUAAGUCAAGAUAUUUAAGUUUUGCUUAUUUCACAAAACUAGUUACAUGUAUAUGCACAACAUGGGCGAUAUCAAAAUGAGAGUCGGUGAUUAAGUCUUAAACCUGUGUAUUCCAAUAGAAAAUAUUCUAAUUUUUGUAGAUUUUAUUCAAAAUUAGCUCAAUAGCUUCUCCAGUAUUUAUGGAUAGUAAGAAACCUAAUAUUUACGAUUGUUGAAUUUAUUCGUAUAAAUGUGCAACAUUGGUAUGCCAAGGGUUAAGCUUGCUAACACAAAUAGAAAAUUGUUAAUUUCACAGAUACAUGUACUUUCUAUAGUUUCUGUGGGUAUUCAGGACAUCAACAGGGGGGGGGGGUCAUUUAUCAAUUAACCAGUGAUUUACACUGAAAAAUUUGCCCCGAGAGGUCACAUCAAAUCUGAGCUGCAGAAUGAAAAGGGUUCAACUUAGGGUGCGUUUAUCCGCCACUUUUUUACCCUAGAAUCAUGAUUCUGCAGAAUCACGAUUGCGUUUAGUCGAAAUUGAAUAUAAUCAUGAUUAGAAUCACAAACAUGAAACACGAAAAAAGGGGCGUUUGGAAAGACGUUUCUGCAGAAUCACGUACGAAAAUGUUCGAAUAAACGAUAUCGUGAUUACAAUCAUGAUUCUAUGACCUCACUGUUGUGUCGGGCUACUGUCGGUUUGACUCUUGCCAAGCUUAAGGCGCUCUAUUUGCUCAUUGUAUGUACACGAUUAUGUACUACGCAUGCAUUUCUUGUCAUGUUCAAGUUGUGUUGGUCAUCGCAUCGUCCACUACUUUUCAUUUUUUGGUCAUGUCUUCAACUUCAAGUUCUAGUAAAUGAAUUAACUGGACAGACAAUGAUCUCAGUUGUUGAGUAUAUAGAGUAUCAAUAUUAAAUUGGAUCUACUCUGAAAUUCACUUCCGAACACCAUUUUGGAUAAACUAACAAGAUGAAUAGAAGGAUAUGGACCCUAUAUGAUAGAAGUAAACAAAAUGAGGUAUAGACUGAAUUCUGGAAGCAAAAGAUUUUUCGAGAGCCGAAACACACAUGCGAAAAACUUCCUCUGUCAAACUGCGCACUAGUGAUGCGCACUGGAUUGGCCCGAAUCUGAGGAGAAACAGCAUUGGAAUGAAGGUCGUCUAAAUGCCGAUUCUGUGAUAUUGUGAUUCAUGUUUGUGUUUUGAAUCAUGAUUCAAAUCAUGAUUCUGGCUUGAGGUCGCAUAAACGCAGCCUAAGUAAUAUAUUAAACUCCUGCGACUAUUAUUUCUCUUUUAUACUUCGAGAUUCUUCCUAAAUUAAAUAUGUGCGAGUCUUAUACUUAUUCAACCCAUAUGUAAAAUAUUUUGUAAGAAUAAACCUGAAUUUGAUAUAUACUGCAAAACAUUGA